Arachis ipaensis is the source of this 1580-nucleotide messenger RNA. Its product is annotated as alcohol dehydrogenase 1. The record is from RefSeq and is a predicted model, not a curated record. NCBI's taxonomy places the organism in Eukaryota, Viridiplantae, Streptophyta, Magnoliopsida, Fabales, Fabaceae. Gene Ontology annotation, cellular component: cytosol. Gene Ontology annotation, biological process: formaldehyde catabolic process. Gene Ontology annotation, molecular function: alcohol dehydrogenase (NAD+) activity; S-(hydroxymethyl)glutathione dehydrogenase [NAD(P)+] activity; zinc ion binding.
AUAUCGGAACUAUAAACCUCUUCAUCUUUUCUCCUACAUACACUGCAAGAUACCCCUUUGGAAUUUCUCCACCCUUUGAAGCUGCUUGUGUUGCUUUUCUAAUACCAGUUCAAAGCCAAAACUUUGGCUUUCAGCAUAGCAAGUUUCUAAAUUGAGCAAAUUCUUACAAAGAUGAGCACUUCACAGGGUGUUAUUACCUGUAAAGCUGCAGUGUGCUGGGGAUUAGGAAUGACACUAAAGCUUGAAGAGAUUCAAGUUGAUCCGCCGAAAUCAGGCGAAGUUCGAGUUAAGAUGCUUUGUGCUAGCAUCUGCCACACUGAUGUUUCAGGCAUUCAAGGAUCUCCAUAUGUUAAUGGUUUCCCUCUAGUACCUGGACAUGAAGGAGUUGGUGUUGUAGAGACAGUUGGAGAUGAAGUGAAAAAUCUUAAAGAAGGGGAUAUGGUGAUCCCAACAUAUAUAGGAGAGUGUGGACAUUGCCGGAAUUGUGUUUCUGGAAAGACCAACCUUUGCCUGACAUAUCCUUUCAGAAUUACUGGCUUCAUGCCAGAUAACACUUCUAGAAUGUCCUGCAGAGGCAAGAAGUUAAAACACACUUGGACUUGCGCCACGUGGUCCGAGUACACGGUUGUCAAUGCCAAUUACCUUCUCAAGGUUGAUCCAGGCAUCAAUCUAGCCCAUGCUAGCUUCAUCUCAUGUGGGUUUUCAACUGGCUAUGGAGCUGCAUGGAAGGAAGCCCAAGUUGAAAGUGGAUCAAGUGUUGCUGUUUUUGGUCUUGGUGCUGUAGGAUUAGGGGCUAUAAGCGGAGCGAAAAUGCUGGGGGCUACUAAGAUAAUAGGGAUUGACACAAAUGAGAUGAAGAGAGAAAAAGGGAAAGCUUUUGGAAUGACUGAUUUUAUAAAUCCUCAAGAUUCUGAUAAACCUCCAUCAGAAUUGGUGAAGGAACUGAGUGAUGGAUUUGGUGUGGAUUAUUCUUUUGAGUGCACUGGAGUUCCAUCUUUGAUUAGUGAAUCCUUAGCAGCCACAAAGAUGGGAACCGGUAAAGCAAUAUCUAUUGGCGCGCCAAAUGAACCUAUUGUGCCUUUCAAUCAUACAACAAUUCUGGCUGGCAGAACUCUGAAGGGUUCUGUUUUUGGAGGUCUAAAAACCAUGUCAGACCUUUCAAUUGUAGCUGACAAAUGCCAAAAGGAGGAGUUCCCUCUUCAGGAGCUAUUCACCCAUGAGGUCCCAUUGACAGAUAUAAGCAAAGCAUUUGAUCUACUCAAAGAGCCAAAUUGUGUCAAAGUUGUCAUCAAGAUAUGAUUUUCUAACAAUUGAUGGAUGUAAAAUUCAAAUUAUGCAGCUUCAGAUAGUUUUAUAGGAGAAUAUUCUGCUUUAAAAAUCACAGAAGUUGCAGUCCAACAACUGUUCUGUGUGAAUAUGAAUAAAGAAUUGUUUGAUGCAUGUGUGUAUAAGUUGGCAGUUAUUUUACUUCACCAUUGUAAUGCAAAAUCAAACAAAUUUGUGAUAUGCAAUGUAACUUUUUAUUCAAGUGCAAAUGUUUUAAUAAGAAGUAAGGUGUUCAGCUCCUACUUUGAAAUUUA